UUAACUAUUCCCUUUUCCAUGAAGUCUUUCUGUCUCUCAGUGUGUUUUCUUCUACUUAAAAUCAUCAUAGUUCUUUAAGAAUUUUUUAAUUAAAAAAAUUAUUUUCUAGCAUUCUCUAUUAUUGCCUUUUUAAUAUCAAGAUCACUAAAUUUCUUAUCCUUCUUAUUAAAAUAGAACUCCCUCCCUCCAGCAGUGUCCCACAAUGCAGAGUCCACACCAGUCUGCUGAAAUGAACUCCUGACUUUUUCCUUUCCUCAGUGUGCCCACUGGAUUAAUAUUUUAAACUUGCCACGAUGGGAACAUUCAGUGGCAGGAAAAGAGUAUGGAAGUGAGAGCGAUUUUGAGGACAUUGUUGGAGGCUCUGGUUCUCCAUGCCUUCACAGGGAUCAGUGGACAGAGGGGUGAGAGACAAAAGCCAUAGGACGUGGCAGCUCAAAAAUGACCUAAUUUUCCCUGUUUUUUAGGACCCUGCGGUCAGGGGAGGCUGUGUGGGUCAUGGCCUCUUUCAUGAGCUCAUUAACUGUUUACAGGGGACAAACUCAACUGAGUAAUAGCGCGGUUGUUUAAGAAUCCAUAUACAUAUUCAUGAGGAAAACGCCAGUUUUCUUGUACCAACGCCCACGACGGGCCUAUAUAAGGUCUAGGGAAGAAGGGAGGUUUCAAACUCGAGCAAAUCCAACCGUGGACAAAGCAAGAGUCUUGGCCAUGACUUCCAUCAGCUGCAGUUCUCUCCUCAGUGGGGCGCUCUCACAGGCCGGGGCCGCCCCCCUGGGCCUCUCGGCCACCCUGGCACACGCCAACCGAGUCCGAGUGGGCACAACCCCCCUCGGCCGACCCAGCCUCUGUCUGCCCCACAGCUGCAGCGCUGCCUGCCCCCUGCCGGGCACCUGCGACAUUCCAGGCAACCUCGGAAUCUGCGGGACCUUCGGCGAAGGCUUCUUCAACAGCCAUGAGAAGGAGACCAUGCAGUUCUUGAAUGACCGGCUGGCCAGCUACCUGGAGAAGGUGCGCCGGCUGGAGCGGGACAACAUGGAGCUGGAGAGCCAGAUCCGAGAGCUGAGCAAAUGCCCUGAGUCCACCGUGUGUCCAGACUAUCAGAGCCACUUCCGCAUCAUUGAGGAGCUGCAGCAGAAGAUCCUGUGCGUCAAAUCUGAGAACAACAAGCGGGUCGUGCAAAUAGACGAUGCCAAACUAGCUGCAGAUGACUUCAGGACCAAGUUCCAGACGGAGCACUCCCUCCGCCAGCUGGUGGAAGCUGAUGUCUGCAGGAUGCGCAGGGUGCUGGAUGACCUCACACUUGCCAAGGCUGACCUGGAGGCCCAGCUGGAGUCCCGGAAGGAGGAGCUGCUCUGCCUCAAGAAAAACCAUGAGCAGGAAGUCCACACUCUGAAGUGUCAGCUGGGAGAUAAGCUCAAGAUUGAGCUGGACGAGGCCACUGUGGACCUGGGCAGGGUGCUGGAGGAGAUGCGGGGCCAGUACGAGGCCAUGGUGGAGACCAACCUCCAUGACGUGGAGCAGUGGUUCCAAACUCAGUCUGAAGGCAUCAGCCUGCAGGCCAUGUCCUGCUCAGAGGAGCUGCAGUGCUGCCAGUCGGAGAUCCUGGAGCUUCGAUGCACAGUGAACACCCUGGAGGUGGAGCUGCAGGCUCAGCACACGCUGAAGGACUGUCUGCAGAACUCACUGUGUGAAUCUGAGGCCUGCUUCGGCACUGAGCUGGCCCAGAUGCAGAGCCUCAUCAGCAACGUAGAGGAGCAGCUGUCUGAGAUCCGGGCUGACCUGGAGCGGCAGAACCAGGAGUACCAGGUGCUGCUGGAUGUCAAGGCCCAGCUGGAGUGUGAGAUUGCCACAUACCGGAACCUUCUGGAAAACGAGGACUGCAAGCUCCCCUGCAACCCGUGUGCAACCCCAGUCUCCAGCACCUGUGUGGGUUCUUCAGCCUGUACCUCCUGCUCUCCCUGCCUUUCUGGGCCUGCUGGGUCCUGCUCAUCACCUCGAUGCUGAAUUACUCCUCACCUGGAGGAGCCAGAAAAUGGCAAACGCCUGUAGUCCCUUGGCUCCAUCCCCCAGGCCUGCCACCCCAGGCCUUUCUGCUCCAGUCAGCCUAUGGGGAGACUGAAGGCAGGAAGAACUUCUCUACUGAUGGGCUUUCUGGUCCAGCCUCUCAGCCCUGGCCCUUGGAUUUGUCCUUCCUCCUUUCAGAGUGUCCUGACUGCUCUACUGUCUCUCUUCUGCUGCCUCCUGGUCUUUCAGACCUUGCUUUUAAUUUGCUAAUAAACUUCAUUUCUGCAGCA
This is a messenger RNA of Bubalus bubalis (water buffalo), 2291 nucleotides long. Its product is annotated as keratin, type I cuticular Ha7. The record is from RefSeq and is a predicted model, not a curated record. Gene Ontology annotation, molecular function: structural molecule activity. Lineage: Eukaryota; Metazoa; Chordata; Mammalia; Artiodactyla; Bovidae.